Molecule: messenger RNA, 2647 nt
Organism: Dreissena polymorpha
Lineage: Eukaryota; Metazoa; Mollusca; Bivalvia; Myida; Dreissenidae
Product: SPRY domain-containing protein 3-like
Exons: 10
Coding region: 244-1542 (432 amino acids)
Molecular function (GO): protein binding
Source: RefSeq, a predicted model, not a curated record
AUUCAAUCCAAGUUAAAUGUGUUCUCUUGUCAAUCGAAAACUUAAAACUGUGCUAAUGUCUGGAAGCACAACAUUAAACUCGUAUGAAUAAAUUGUUAAAAGCUGGGCAGCAAGAUUGUCUGAUUGUUGCAAGUUUCUUUUCGAUUCAAUAACCGCUCAUUCACGUGUUUGGUUUAAAUUUAAGGAUCAGAAAGCGCUAUACAGCCAUUGAAGCUUAACAGUUUAUUCUUUGAAAAGGCAGCCAUGGAUAUAUUUGAGGAACGAAAUCAGGCUGUUAAUGGUUGGCAUCGUCGUCGCAUGGCUAGGAUUCGCGAUGUGAUUGGUCCGGCACCAAGAGAUCUUCCUCGGCAGGUCAGACAUGAACGCAUCAACGUGGAUGAGGACCAUCUGAGUUUUAUGUCAAAUGACCAGAACAAAGUUGGUCUAUAUGUUGCUGCAAAGCCUCUGUCUCCAGAAAAUUACUAUUUUGAAAUCGAGAUUGUUGACACUGGGGCAAUCUCUGCUAUUGGCAUUGGCCUGGUACCCUAUAAGUACCCAAUGGAUUCUCAGCCUGGAUGGCGACAAUUCUCCGUUGGAUACCAUGCUGACGAUGGACAGUUGUUUAAAGCUAGUGGAUUUGGCCGUCCAUUUGGUGCUAAGUGCAAUAUUGGAGACAGAAUGGGCUGUGGUGUUAAGUUUAAGAAAAGUGAAGAGGACCGCCAGCAAGUUGAACAAGCAGUUCAGGUGUUCUUCACCAGAAAUGGCCAGGAGGUGGGUACAGUGACUGUUCCCAAUCCCCCGGGGGGCCUUUACCCGGCGGUGGGGAUGCACUCUGACGGGGAGGAGGUGAGACUGAUACUGGACGCAGAGUGGCAGUAUGAGGAGCUCAUGCACAUGGCAGUGGACAGUGGAGAGGAGGAGUGGCUCCGACUGCAUGACAUCAAGCUAAACGGAAUGACUUUGGAGUAUUCUGGUAGAGGGAAAAGUAUUCAUGAUGUAGGUCUUGCACAAGCCAAAUACCCACUGGACACCAAAAACCAUUAUUUUGAAAUUGAAAUUGUAGACCCUGGGGAGAACUGUUAUAUUGCCAUUGGCGUUGCAAGGAGGAAUUACCCCAAAGAUCGACAUCCUGGUUGGAACAAAGGCUCAAUUGCAUACCACGCAGAUGAUGGUAAAAUAUUUGUUGGUUCAGGUAUUGGAGAUCCUUUCGGUCCAAGAUGCCAAAAAGGUGAUGUGAUGGGGUGUGGUAUCAUGUUCCCGCCAGACUAUGACAGUGAGGUGGACAGUGAUCUCUCCCCGGAUGAGACAGAGGAGUCCCAGGAGAGAGUGGUUGACCAUGACAACCUCUACAACCCUGAGACAGAUUCUGAGGAUGAUGAUUGGGCCAACUACGUCAAUAAGGAACCUGAAACAGGCACAAAGGUUCAGAUCUUUUUUACACAGAAUGGAAAAAUAAUAGGGUACAAAAAUGUGACAAUACCAAAAGGAGGAUUUUAUCCAACUGUUGGAAUGCUAAGCAGCUGUGAAAAAGUACGCGUGGAUUUGAGACCUCUCACUGGAUGAGACCCAUUGCCCAGAUUACAGACAGACAAGUGUGAACAAAAUGUGUCUUGUUCUGAUAAAACUGGGCAUAAUGCAUGUGCGUAAAGUGUCGUCCCAGAAUAGCCUGUGCAUUCCACACAGGCUAAUCAGGGACGACACUUUCCGCUUAAACUUGAUUUUCGGUAAGAAGGGACCUCCUUCAAACUAAAAAUACCAUUAAAGCUGAAAGUAUCGUCCCUGAUUAGCCUGUGUAGACUGCACAGGCUAAUCUGGGACGGCACUUUACGAACAAGCAUUAAGCCCAGUUUUCUCAGAACAAGACACAAAUAGGCUAAGUAAAAAUUAUGUGACCGAUCAAUAAUUAUUUACAAUAUUUUGUAAUUACUUUAAUAACAUAGAACAUUGCAAGUUUUUUUUACAAAGUAGAUUUUUUUUUUCAAAAAUACAAUCCAAUGAUGUAUUACAAAAUGAUUAAUAAAGUAACAAUUUGUGGUUCCAGUAAGUACUGUUGUUAUAAUUGUUUUAAAAUUGACAGUUUGGUUUGAAGACCUGUAAUUUUUAAACUGUGAUACCAGAGAGUUAUUUUUGAUUAACUUACAUGUUGUAAAAAUUGUAUUCAGAAAAAUCUACACCAGCUUCUCGGAUUUUGUUUACAGCUAUUUUGAGUUGUACAGUAUUAUAUAACAUGAGCAAAAUAUUUGUUGUCAGGAUGUUUGUUGAAGCUUUUUGACAAAGUUGAUAUUUUUUAUGUGAAACUGUAUAAAUCAAUUACAUAAAAUACUGUGACAUAUGACAGUUUCAGACAGUUUGUUCUGGUGUCAAUGAUUUGUAAACAGACAAAAUGGACACAAACCAAUUUGAUGUUCAAAGCUUGCUAUAAUUUUACAAUAUUAGUUUUCUUAUUAAUUAACACCAUGCAGCAUGUUAUAAUAAUUUUCAGUAGUUGUAAAUAAUUUAAUCAAGGCAGAUCGAAGAAGAAUAUAAAUAUAUACAUACCGAGUUCUCAGCACUGUAUGGUUUUUAGCAGCUAACUAGUACAGGACUUACAUUGUAUUGUGAUAAUAUUGUAAUGAAUGAUCCAUUGAUUGACUGAUGGACUGAAAUGAUAAAUUAAUACUUCACAACA